AUGGAAGUGUUCCCGGCGAUGGUGGCGGCCUGUCUUCUGGCGCACUGCUCGGCCGACGAGGCCGCCGGGUCCCGGGGGCUGCUGGAAGGCUCCUGCGCCGCGGCGGGCAACGCCUCUGCGGCCUGCCUGCUCCUGAGGGCCGCGGCCCGCUGGCUCGACUCGGUGGACGAGCUGACCCUGGCGGAGGGCGUGAGCGUGGUGAAGGUGGCCGGAGCCGAGGGAGGCAACCUGGUGGACGGCCACGACGAGGGGUUCCUGGGCCGCGCGGCCAGGUUCGCCGGCGGCCGCGAGCUGAGGGUGCGCCUCGACCGCGUGCUGCCGUCGGCGGAGGAGCUGCUGGGGCUGGCGAGGACCGACGGCGAAGACCCCGGGCCAGGCACCGGCCGAGGCAAGAACAAGGGCGGCGGGGGGCUGGCCAUGAUCGGCGCCAUGGGUCUCAUGAUGAAGGGCGUGCUGGGCGCCAUAGGGCUCGGCGGCGCCGCGCUGCUCGCCAUGAAGGCGCUCAUGGUGAGCAUGAUGGCGCUCAUGCUGUCCGCCAUCGUGGGCGUCAAGAAACUCGCCUCCAAGGACGACGACCACGGCACGCACCACGUCCAGGUGGUGCCGGUGCACCACUCUGGCGGCGAGCACGGGCACUACCGCCGGCGGCGCGCCGGGCCUGACCCCUACCGGGCGCACCGUCACCUGGCGGGGUAG
Bacillus rossius redtenbacheri is the source of this 696-nucleotide messenger RNA. RefSeq lists its product as uncharacterized. The transcript has 2 exons. The coding region runs from base 1 to 696 and encodes 231 amino acids. Gene Ontology annotation, cellular component: membrane. NCBI's taxonomy places the organism in Eukaryota, Metazoa, Arthropoda, Insecta, Phasmatodea, Bacillidae. The record is from RefSeq and is a predicted model, not a curated record.